AUGCGCUCCGGCUCACUUUGGGCGGACGAGCUACCGCCACCCUCGUUGGGCCUGCGCAGUCGCAGCAAUUCGUCCGCCAACCAGCAUCAGCGUCAAAAACACCACGUUGCGGGCGAAUCAGAACACGCUGCACAUGCGUCGUCCGCGUCCGGUUCGGCACCUGACGACGAGUGCGGAACCAAGCCGGAAGACGGCGGGUACGACUACAACCCAGGCGACCGGCGCUUUGUGGGGCGGGCGUUGCGCCAGCACUGGUACCAGUUCUGGCGCUUUCGCGACCCCCCGCUGCCGCCGCCGCCGAGCAUGGAAGAUGCAGGCGUGACGCCGUACGCCCGCGCCGGUUGGCUCAGCGUGCUGUUCUACGAGUGGAUGACGCCGAUGAUGGUCCUCGGCUACCGCCGCCCGCUCGAGUCGAGCGACCUGUGGCGCAUGGAUUCGCAGCACGAGGCAAAGACCCUUUCUCGCCGCCUUAACGCCGACUGGGAGCGCCGCGUGCGUGAGGCAGAGGAGAAGAACCGCAAAAUCAUUGACGGAACCACCCAGCCUGGCUUCGCGACCAAGGCAGCCUGGGCCGUCGGAAUCGCCAAGGACCGCUACCUCUUGCGCAAGGAGACCGCUCGGCGCCCGCGCAACUACUCGGGACACCACCGGCCGUCACUGAUCAUGGCCAUACACGACCAGUUCGCAUGGCUGCUCUGGACCGGGCUGCUCAUCAAGCUAGUUGGAGACGUGGCGCAGCUGACCGCGCCGCUCGUCGUGCGGCGCAUCAUCACGUACGGCCAGCAGGCGUACGCCGCGGCACAUGACCCGAUGCACACCCUGCCGGCGCCGAGUGUCGGCCUCGGCGUCGGGCUCAGCUUUGUGCUGUUCGCGAUGACGAUCAUCGCGUCGGUGUUCCAGCACCAGUUCUUCUUCCGCAGCAUGUCCGUCGGCGUCUUCUCGCGCGCGGCGCUCAUCAGCGCCAUCUUUGAGCGGGGCCUCCAGAUGAACGGAAAGGACCGCGCCGCGGGCAAGCUCACGAAUCACAUCAGCACAGACGUCUCGCGCAUCGACUUUGCCAGCAACUGGUUCACGCUCGUCGUCAGCGCGCCAAUCCAGAUCAUCAUCUGCCUCGUCAUCCUCCUCACGCAGCUCGGGCCCAGCGCCCUCGCCGGCUUUGCCAUCCUCGUCCUCGCCGCGCCCGUGCAGACUCUGGCCAUGGGACAGAUGUUCAAGGCGCGCCGCAAGAGCAUGGUCUGGACUGACAAGCGCGCCAAGGGCAUUGCGGAGAUCCUCAGUAGCAUGCGCAUCGUCAAGAGUUUCAGCUUCGAGCCCGACUUUCUCGACCGCCUGCACACCGUCCGCAAGAACGAGCUCCGCGGCAUCCGCACCCUCCUCCUCAUCCGCUCCGCCGCGAACGCCGUCGCAUUCUCCCUGCCCGUGCUCGCUGCUGUUCUUGCGUUCGUCACGUACAGCCUCACAGGCCACUCGCUGAACCCGGCCAACAUCUUCACAUCGCUCACGCUCUUCAACUUGCUCCGCAUGCCCCUCCUGUUCCUCCCCCUCGCGCUCAGCGCCACGACUGACGCCAUGAACGCAUUCGGACGCUUACAGCGCGUUUUCGAGGCGCCCCUUGUCAAAGACACUAGCGAGCGCGAGCCGGACAGCAAGUACGGCCUCGUCCUGCAGGACGCCAGCUUCCAGUGGGACCAG
Messenger RNA from Tilletiaria anomala UBC 951, 1692 nucleotides. RefSeq lists its product as uncharacterized. The transcript is spliced from 2 exons. Gene Ontology annotation, cellular component: membrane. The annotation marks the transcript as partial. Gene Ontology annotation, biological process: transmembrane transport. Lineage: Eukaryota; Fungi; Basidiomycota; Exobasidiomycetes; Georgefischeriales; Tilletiariaceae. The record is from RefSeq and is a predicted model, not a curated record. Gene Ontology annotation, molecular function: ATP binding; ABC-type transporter activity.